AACUACAUUAUCGAGCAUAUCAGCUGCCACGUCCCAACAGAGGGUCCCACAUUCGCUAGCCUCCACCUCACAACCCAUCAACAGACGUGGGCUCAUAGACCGCCACCCACCGAAUCUCAAAUACACGUCCCGAGUCUCCAAUCCUCAAAAACCCCCAGAUUCUGGGCAUCGAGCCAAUUCUUCAAAACGCACCGUCUCACUAGCUUUCCUCUAAUUCCAUGGCCACGGCGGCGCGCGCCAUUCGCUGCGAGCUGAGGAGGCAGGAAAACCCGGCGAUUAGCAGGCGCGACCCGGCGGUUCCGGUUCAGUUACCCGUUCCGAAACCCGUGGCGGCGGAUCCGAAGACCGCGAAGAUCGUGCUGCAGCCGCGGCUUUGCACUCUGAGAUCGUACGGCUCAGAUCUCGCCGGAGUGAUGAGGAAGAAGAAGGACGACACGUCGCCGUUCUUCGCGGCGCUGUCGGAGUACAUCGAGAGCUCGAAGAAGAGCCAAGACUUCGAGAUCCUGUCGGGUCGGCUGGCCAUGGUGGUUUUCGCGGCGACAGUAGCGACGGAGGCGGUGACCGGAAACUCCUUGUUUGGGAAGGUGGAGGUGGAGGGGAUCGCGGAGGCGGCGGGGGUGUGUUUGGCUGCUGUGGCUUGCGCGGCGGUCUCCGCUUGGCUAUCCAGUAACCGGAAGAACGUGGGUCGGGUCUUGAGCUUACGCUGUAACGGGUUAAUAGAUUCGUUGAUUGACCAGAUUGUGGAUGGCUUGUUUUAUGAGACUACCGACCUUAGCGAUUGGUCUGAUGAGGUGUGAUGAAGAAAGGUGCCCAGGUGGUCAACGUUUCUGCAUCUGAAAGUCAACGGUAUAGAUUAAUUAAUUGGGAAAUUAUAUGUAUAAUUC
Prunus avium (sweet cherry) is the source of this 884-nucleotide messenger RNA. It is a transcript of the gene SEP2, whose product is annotated as stress enhanced protein 2. NCBI's taxonomy places the organism in Eukaryota, Viridiplantae, Streptophyta, Magnoliopsida, Rosales, Rosaceae. The record is from RefSeq and is a predicted model, not a curated record. Gene Ontology annotation, biological process: cellular response to high light intensity.